Molecule: messenger RNA, 1142 nt
Organism: Drosophila virilis
Lineage: Eukaryota; Metazoa; Arthropoda; Insecta; Diptera; Drosophilidae
Source: RefSeq, a predicted model, not a curated record
UUCGAAAUUUUAUUCGACUAAUCAAGGCGAACACAAAAACACAAAAGAUGUGGUCCACACCAAAGUUUGUGUGCCAGUUGUUGAUUUUGAUUUUAUUAGAAGGGCAAUCGAGUGCUAUAAAAUAUAAAUUCAAUCCUGAAAAUGAGGAUAUAUUCACCGAUUGUCCCAAUAAACCUAGUAACGUGCUCAAUGUAAGCGGCCUUUUCGAUACCUCUGAGUCAACCUUUAAAACGGAUUUUGUGUCGGUACGCUUUUCGGGCAAUCUCACCUGCGUCUGGAAUAUUCAACCUGGUGAUCGCAUUCAGGUAUCUUUCGUAUUAAAUCGGUUUGAUCGUGGAACCUGGCAGCCAACUGUAUUCAGUAUAAUGGUUCCUGACUUGUGUUCAGCUCUCUAUGAUGAAGAACAGUAUUGGUACAAGUAUUGGUCCAAGUACAUCAUCAAUAAGGAACAAGUUAAAGAUAAAUGUAUUCUGCCUGGAACUAAAUUUAUUCACGAAACUUUUGAUCUAGAUAUUUUAUUCGAGACACAAGGAUUUCCAUUGAAUGGACAACACAAGCUUGUCCAUAUAUUCAAGGCCUUUGGGGCUAACGGAGUAGAGCGAAAUACUAGCAUCUGUUUUGAAAUUAUAGGCGAAAUUCAGAGGCUGUAGAUAUGCCGAGAUAUAUAUAUAUAUAUAUAUAUAUAUAUAUAUAUAAAUUGCAACUUUAUAUAUCUACUAACAUAAUGUUCGACAAGAAAAUAACAUCUAACCCUGCCAAGGGACCUUGUUUUUAAAUUUUAAAUUUAUUUGUAUUACUACAAACGAGCGCGAGCUUCAUUUAGUGUUGGAACAAGAGGUUUCAGGGUAUUCCCUAGUCGGGAGCUUCUGACUAGGACCUCUUACUUGUUUGCUUUAAUUCUCUGAAGGGCCUCCACGAGACGAAUAUCUUCAUUUAAAUCUAAUAAAUACAUAUCUUAGUGCAUUAUAUCAAUAGCAAAUUCUCAGAUAUAUUCAUUCGGAAAAUAAAUUGUUACUCGAUUGCACUCAGAUGACUUACGACUGCCAUAACAUUUUUCUCCGAGUAUUCGGAUAAUUUCAUUAGCAUCAACAACUAUCCGCAGCAUCCUUUUGCCUACCCGCUGGCCCUUCCACAAAUAUUCC